GAAAUUCUGAAGACCACUGUACUUUGCGCAAAACCCAUAGUACUAAUACUAUGGUUCGAGCUUCACUAACUUCUCGACCUCUAGAUUUCUUAUACUUCUGUUUCUUCCUGAUACAUAUACCUGCUUCACUCUUGCUCGACUUUCAGAUCCUGUACCCGUCAGCCUAUUUACCUACCUUCUUGCUGGCCCUGCGCCAGUGGUAUAUCAACUUUUCGGCAGACCCAUUGAUUUCUGCUGCUGCUCGAGGGGAUAUAAACGGCGAACUGGUUUGGUUUGGGUGUUUCGCAUGGCUCGAAUUGCUAUUCCAAUUUCCUACAUUUUUUCUUGGAAUGCGAGGUUUAUGGAAUGGUUCACAUUCAAUAUACGUGUUGAUAUUGGCGUACGGCGCGUCAACGGCUACUACUACGCUCCCGUGCAUAUUCUACAUCCUCAAAGAGCACUCACGGAUGACCGCAGUUCAGCAAAUCAUCCUCCUUUCGAGCUACAUCCCGUUUUUUAUUCUACCGUUGAUGAUGGCUGUCGACAUGGGAUCCAGAGUUUAUAAGAUAAUCAGGUCUACGGAAGUGAAGCAAAAGAAAGCAUGAAGCAUAUUGCUAUGAGCAGGGAACUAUGAUUUGAACUUGGGAACGCAGAAGGCAUUCUCUAUCUGAAAAACCUAGAUAUUCAGGCGUCCAAAUUUCGCGGACAAUCGGGGUCAGUUAGUCUAUGCUCCGCUCCUCUAUCUGUAAACGAGCAUUUCUGGCAGUCGAGUCCACAUACAAAUCAUGAUUACUUUACUCUGACCUCCUCAUUGAGUGCAGGAUUCCUAGUUUCACGCAUAAAUGGAACAGCGCUUUUUUCGGUCAUUUGAAACCCUUAGGUGUC
Molecule: messenger RNA, 864 nt
Organism: Lentinula edodes (shiitake mushroom)
Lineage: Eukaryota; Fungi; Basidiomycota; Agaricomycetes; Agaricales; Omphalotaceae
Product: transmembrane protein 6/97
Exons: 5
Coding region: 51-584 (177 amino acids)
Cellular component (GO): endoplasmic reticulum
Source: RefSeq, a predicted model, not a curated record